CUUGCCUCAUGGUGUGGUUUCCUGCCCAAGAACACAGACAGGAAAUUAGAGUGAAGCACAGCAUUGUUUCCAAAAGCAGCUGCUCAGUGACAGCAGAGCCACAACACUGUGUGCGCUCGUCUUGUUUACCUGUCUGCGUUUGGACAUCAACCGGAGACCACAAAUAAUUAGAGGAUGUGAUGCAGCAGCCUGUGUGAAGAUCAACCUACGCUCUCUGGCUUUCAUUUGACUUCAUUCACAAAACACAAAAAUUGGAAUCUGCCAUGAUGAACGUCACUGACUCAGGCUGCAACAUCCCUACAGCCGAGUUCCAGUACUACCUCUUUCCAGUGGUCUACAUCCUGGCUUUAGUUGUAGGUCUGCCUGGAAAUCUGGCUGCUUUCUUUGUCUUCACCUUCAAGAUCACCCCUCGCACAGCCUUCAGUGUUUACAUCAGUAACCUGGCUCUGGCAGACAUCAUCAUCCUCUGCACUCUACCCUUUCGAAUCCACUACCACCUCAACAGGAACAACUGGGUGUUUGGGGACGUUGCCUGUCGCAUCACAGGGAUUCUCUUCUUCGCCAACAUCUACUUGAGCAUCUGUUUCAUGACUUGUAUCUGUGUGGACCGCUACAUGGCCACAGUCCAUCCGCACACCUAUCUGAGGAUACGGUGGCCCUGGGUCUCUCUGGCUGUGAGCGCGGUGCUCUGGUGCGCCACCACAGUGGCAAUGCUCAUCUUUGUCCUCAUGGGACCUCUGGAAACGAAUGCAGACAAAUCUGGAAGCCACAGCUGCUUUGAGAACUUCGCCAAGCAUGAGUGGAACACACGUUUGGGGACGUACAGCCUGUUCAGCCUGAUCUUCUGCUCCCUGCUGCCGUCCCUGAUCAUCCUGGUGUGUUACCCACUGGCUGUGAGGCGCAUCUCCAUGAUCCGAACAACAACAGCCCAAAGGGCUGUGAGGGUCAUUUACACCAUCCUGGCGAUCACGCUGCUCUGCUUCCUGCCCAACCAUGUGGUCUACCUGCUGCACCUUCUGCAUCGCAUGGAAGUCAUCAAGAGCUGCACCUCCGCCAGCCACAUCUAUGUUGCCAGGCGGGUCACCAUGGCCCUCGUCACCCUCAACACAUGCCUGGACCCCGUGCUUUACUAUGUCACCACCCGCCACUGCGAGUGGAAGCAUUUAAACAUGAGGUGGCUGCGUAAACGGGUUCAGAAGAGAAGCGGUGUUUAUACCAUUGCAUUGAGUUGAGGAGAAAUAAAAGAACCUCAUGUAAAUAUAAAUGAUUCUUUGUUCGCGAUAUGACGGGAGUGGUGCAAAAAACUGACUUUCAUACAAAAGUGUUUAUUAAAUGUGUGUCAAAAUAA
This is a messenger RNA of Solea solea (common sole), 1348 nucleotides long. Its product is annotated as lysophosphatidic acid receptor 4. The record is from RefSeq and is a predicted model, not a curated record. Gene Ontology annotation, cellular component: membrane. The coding region runs from base 264 to 1232 and encodes 322 amino acids. The transcript is spliced from 2 exons. Gene Ontology annotation, biological process: G protein-coupled receptor signaling pathway. NCBI's taxonomy places the organism in Eukaryota, Metazoa, Chordata, Actinopteri, Pleuronectiformes, Soleidae. Gene Ontology annotation, molecular function: oxysterol binding; G protein-coupled receptor activity.